Messenger RNA from Astrephomene gubernaculifera, 2346 nucleotides. The record is from the annotation of a GenBank genome assembly. Lineage: Eukaryota; Viridiplantae; Chlorophyta; Chlorophyceae; Chlamydomonadales; Astrephomenaceae.
AGAGGCCGGGCAUAUAGGUGGGCAUUGUUACUGUGUUACAGAGCAAUUGCCGACGCUCGCGCCGCCAACCCUGACUUAAAAGUCAUAAUGGGUGAAACUUGCCUCCACACGGCUAUGCCCGCAAGGGUCCUAGGAUUCGAAUCUUCUUCUGAUACAGUUUGUCAACCACAGAAGAGCCCAGGGCAGCUUGAGCAGCGAGCAUCCCUGCUUUCCGCUCUCCUUAAAGGGGAUCGCCCACCACCAGCGUCAGCUUUUAUGGACACCUCAGACGUGUACUCUGACGACGAUGAUGAUGAUGACGAUAUGGAUGUUGGUGAGGCUGUUGAGGACGUCCCCGAGGAGGAGGAGCUCCUGCCAUCGGGUGGGAGCGCGCCAGUUCCCAUUCCCUCCACCUCGGAAGCCUUCCUGAAGGCGCAACGUGAAGCUCUAGACCGCUUCGUCUAUGCCCACCAGAUUGAGGAGAUGCGACGACAGUGCGCAGCUUACUUCGCGCGACAGGCGCGGCUAAACGAGGCACAAACUAUUGGCUACACAUCGAACAUCAAGCAGCAUGCACCCGUGGCUUCCGUCGAAGGGACAACCGCUGCGGACUUGCCUGAGCCGCCUAAAAAACGGGUGCAGGGCUUCUGAGCGGUCUCCCAUCCUUGGUACGCCGCCGCUUCUAUCAAUUCAAUACAAUUUGCUCCAUGCAAUGCUCAACGUAUGUUUAGAAAUGGGCACCUGAGGACCUGAUGGAACCUAAUGCGCGACAUAGCAAGUUGGCGAGCGCGUCCAACACGUCUCAUCAGUUUAUGGACUCCCAGCGGACAGGCAUUAUGCGGCAGAACUCUGAGCCGGCAUGUGGCGGUCACGAGUCUCCUGCUGCUGGUAUAUCCCCCAACAACUAACACACAAGCUCCUUGAGACCGUCUAUAUUGCUGUGACACGCGCGAGAGGAGUUCGGCGCUGAUUCGGCGAGGGUGCGGUUGGAAUGUUUUACAUAGCAUUAUGCGUACAUUGCCGGGAGCAUGCGCUGUUUGCGAGGCCCGGCAUUGCGCCAGCGCAUACCUAACCAUGAGAGGCGCUGCCGCCCUGGGAUAACACAUACCAUCCUUUGUUGCGGGCGGGCUGUUUGAGCGUAUGCGUUUAGUAAUGGCCACCGUUGUGCUCGUAAGCCACUAGUCGUGGUCCGGCUAGGUGAAAGCGUACGACGCCUGGUCGGUACGGUCCCAUGCACUAUUCCUUUUACAGCGGGCGUUUGAGGAGUGGCUUACAUUUACGUCGUUUGUUCAUAGAAAUAAGCGCUCAUUAACAGUUUGCACUGUGCGGAGACGGCCACCGCUGCCGCCCUUGUUCUGGAGCGACAACGGGGUUUGUGUUUGACAUUUGAAAUGUGUUGCACUACUUUGAUUGUGACAUCAUGCAUACACCUUUGCUUUUCUAGUUUAGUCCCAUUAGGACAGUUGUCCGACGCUGAAUGCAUAGCGCGAUAUUACUGCUUCAGCAUGUUCCAAUGACCCCAAGCGCUGGGGGCAUCUUAGGGGUUACGCUUGAAUGGCAGGACUAUGGUAGACGUGGAGCAUAUCUGCGCGUGGCAUGUGGCCACCUGGGAGUUCGCAGGCGUGGGUUGAAGUCGGCAGGAGCAGGCAGGCUUGGUGAGAUCCCUAGAAACUUAAGCAUUAAGAAGUGUUUCUCGUCUUUUGUGGUGUGUGUUCACGACAGGGGAAGAACGCCUGACGACAAUAUAGAUGUUAUGGCGUGUGUGGUGGGAGACCGCAUCCUUCCUAGCUGCUGCAUGUUUGUCUUUGUGCAGUCAGGUAUCAUAGUUUGUUGGGCUGCGUUGUCAUGAACCACUGCCGCCAAGCGUGCGGUGUUGUUGUUGGCAGCCCGGCCCUACCUCUUCCUCGGAUAGGUGCGCUGAAAAGCGAGGGGCCAUGCUUCUGCACGUCUCCCAUUUUGGAAAGUCCAUAGGAUGUUUGGUAGCCGUUACGAGAAUGUCAUGCUGAGAAGACUCGUCUCCUGUGUUAGGCGUAGAUAUUUUAGGUAAUACGCUUCAGGUUUGAUGCGCGGGGAUUACGACAGGACAGGUUUGCAAACCAUUUAGUGCUGCUUCUUAGGAGUAGGACUUUGCAGUCUUUGAAACCAUUACCCAGUUGUGGUUGAACUUCAGUCCUGCAUAUGCCUGGUAUUGGCAUGUUGCCUACCUUGCUUUGUUGCGUUCGGGUGCCAGCGUGGUUGCACACUUGUUGCUGUCCCGCCCACCCCUUACUUAAUUUGAUAGGUCAACCUGGCCUGUACUUGCAUGGGGUAUGCUCAAUGCCAACAUGUUGGGUGUUGCCCUGAAGCCCACCUGUAACUGAAGCCCUC